UUCCGGGUUCCGGCUCGCUCCAAGGAUGGUUCUAAGGCGGCUGCUAGCGGUCUUGCUCCACAGCCCGCAGCUGGUGGAGCGCCUGUCCGAGUCGCGGCCUAUUCGGCGUGCGGCGCAGCUCACCGCCUUUGCGCUGCUGCAGGCCCAGCUGCGCGGCCAGGACGCGGCCCGGCGUCUGCGAGGCCUCGCGGCUAGGCCCGCGGGUUCCCUGGGCCGCCGCGCUGCCCGCUUCAGAGACACCUUCACCGAGGAGCUACGCCGCAGCCUCCGGGAACGCCCGGGACCGCCACCAGGUAGCCAGAGGGGCCCGGGCGCAAACCACUAAACCUGGGUUGGGCCGGGCCGAGAUCGUCUGCUUUCCUUUCGGGGCUGGACACGGGCCUCGGCGCUAAGGAGUCAUCCCGGGCACUGCGCACGGCUUCGAAUCCUGACUCAUGUCGGCCUACAGAGGUCAACUCAUCGGAGAGCCCAGGCCAAACGGACAUCCCCGGUGCAGCCCUAUGACCGGACAGGGCACAGUGUGUGAAAAAGCCCCCGAAGGCUCACAGAAAUGAAGAUAGGCUAGGCCUUGAUACACCUCGUACAGAGAGCCAUGGACCAUACCACAGCCCGAGAGUUUGCCUUCUGCGAAUGGGACUAAAACUCGUGGUCGAUGCUGCUGCCUCUGCACUGAUGUAGUAGGGCACUACCUCCGACAUCAUGGAUGGAAAGACAAACCAGCAGAUGCCAAAAUACUCUGAUUAAAUAUGCGAGCUGAGUAAUGGGUAUGAGUGUGGUACUUUUCUGGCAAGAUGGGGAUCCCUGGGGACUGUAGGCCUGGAGUAGUACUAGUUAACACAUUGAGUGCUCACUCUGUGUUGGAACUUGCUAAUUGGACUCUGUGUGGGUUAUCUCACUUAAUCCUUACAACCGCUUUCAUAAAGGGACGUGUAGGCCACUUCUUAAGUUGCCCAUGACUAAGUCCAUAAUCAGCUUUCUAUAACAUUUACCCUGACCUCCAGUGCCUGCCUCCCCACUCCCUACCAUCACCACUGGGUGUUAGGACUAGUGCCUACCAAGGAACAAGCUACCAGGAUUCCUGUUCACCAUUUUACUUUAUUUUUUUUAAUAUUUUCUUUUUUAUUUCUUUAUUGAUUUUUAGAGAGAGAUG
Molecule: messenger RNA, 1150 nt
Organism: Molossus molossus (Pallas's mastiff bat)
Lineage: Eukaryota; Metazoa; Chordata; Mammalia; Chiroptera; Molossidae
Gene: NCBP2AS2
Product: NCBP2 antisense 2 (head to head)
Exons: 1
Coding region: 26-325 (99 amino acids)
Source: RefSeq, a predicted model, not a curated record